GCGGUCUAAAUCGUUGGUCAAAUACCACCGGCCAAGCUAGCUUCGGCGCAGAGGAAGAUCGUUCAUCCCCCUUUUCAUCAUGGUAUCCUCUUUCACAGCCCCGAGCUUCUACCCCAGCUCACACGUCCCAUCCCUUCAAGCCGAAUACAUCGGCAAAUCCCUCUGCGAUAUUAACCCUCCAGCCGCAAUACUCGACGCCGCGGUGCUCCGAAGGAACUGCAAGCGAAUGCUCACAGCCACCCAAACUCUAGGCGUCGGAUUCCGAGCACACGUCAAAACUCACAAGACGACCCAACUAGCGGAGCUUCAAGUCGGCAAAGACUCCAAGUCCGUGAACCUCAUCGCUUCAACCGUCGCAGAGAUUGAGAAUCUCGCGCCUUGGUUGCUAGAAUGCCAAUCACAAGGCAAGACCACCUCAAUCCUCUAUGGCGUUCCCCUCGCUCCCUCUACUAUCCCUCGACUCGCCUCCCUCGCCCGCAUCCUCGGUCCCGGCGUGCUCGGCAUCUUCGUCGACCACGCCGAUCACGUCAAAGUACUGUCCGAAGUCGAUGAAUCCACCUGGCCGGGCCGCAUUCCGAUCUGGGUCAACAUCGACGUCGGAUACCACCGUGAAGGCGUGCCCUCUGACUCCAAACAGCUCGCGGACAUCGCGUACGCACUUUCUGCUUCGAAGCGAGUCACUCUCGGUGGAAUAUAUGCGCACAUGGGCCACUCGUACGGUGUCAGCAGUCCGGGAGAAGCAUUGUCUUUCUUCGGCCAGGAACUGGAAGGACUAGAACAAGGUGCCAUCUCCUUUUUGAAGUGCACAGACGCGCACGCUACCAACGACCCGAAUGCGGAAAAGAUCGUGCUAUCCCUCGGCGCUACGCCAACCGCCCGAGCCAUCCAGAACCUGCUGUCCGGCGAGGCGACAGAAAGCACAAAAGCCUACCGCUCCACGCUGGACCGCAUUAACCGAUCCUUUACCGUAGAAAUCCACGCGGGCGUGUAUCCAGUUCUCGAUCUUCAACAGAUGGCCACUCGCGCAGCUUCCAGCGGUCCAGGAGCGAGUGAGACGUCGUACGACGACAUCGCGUUCCGGCUACUGGUGGAAGUCAACGGCGCGUACCCCGAACGAAGCGAAAAACCAGAGGCGCUGAUCGCAGGCGGCUGCAUUCUGCUCGGUCGAGAAGCGUGUAAGUCUUAUCCUGGAUAUGGAAUUGUGACGCCUUGGCCGGCACAGGAGGGGCGUUUUUAUGAUCCCGCCGGAUCCAAGACGGGCUGGAUCGUAGGUAAAGUCGCGCAGGAGCAUGGGAAUUUGUGGUGGGAAGGUCCGGCGGAGAAUGUGAGGCCGUUGGAGAUUGGACAAAAGUUGAUGCUGUGGCCGAAUCAUGCUUGUAUUGCUGGGGCGCAUUUUGGAUGGUAUCUCGUUGUGGACUCAGAAGAGGAGGAUCCGGAGGUGGUGAGAGAUGUAUGGGUGAGGUGGCGAGGGUGGUGA
Molecule: messenger RNA, 1477 nt
Organism: Zymoseptoria tritici IPO323
Lineage: Eukaryota; Fungi; Ascomycota; Dothideomycetes; Mycosphaerellales; Mycosphaerellaceae
Exons: 2
Coding region: 80-1477 (465 amino acids)
Biological process (GO): D-serine catabolic process
Molecular function (GO): D-serine ammonia-lyase activity
Source: RefSeq, a predicted model, not a curated record